Acaulospora morrowiae is the source of this 1317-nucleotide messenger RNA. The record is from the annotation of a GenBank genome assembly. Lineage: Eukaryota; Fungi; Glomeromycota; Glomeromycetes; Diversisporales; Acaulosporaceae.
AUGGCUCAAACGGCAGGUCAAUUACUAGGUCAAGUCGUUCCAGUUUGCCAAUGGAUCUCACAAAAUACACCUAAUCCAACUCAAACAAUACCUGCUUACCCACGGUUUCCAGACAAUGUGAGGGAAUGGAUCGGAUUCUUUCGAAACGUCAGACGUGUUGAUACGCAAUUUCCCCUUCCAGGAGGAAAUUUUCCCAUUGGAUUCACAAGUUCGGCACCUCUCAGGGUCGAAGACGAUGCAAAAACUCGUUUAUACAUAAAUGUUAUAAUGCCUGUCGAAACGUUAUUACCACAAGGAAUAUUUGGUUCAGCACCUGACGGAUUUUUAGGUGCUUCUGAUUAUGUUUUAUCCACUAAUAAUUACACAGUGGCCAAGAUGCCAGUGGAAAUGAAAACGCUCUACAAUCUUGAUUUACCAAGAUUUAGAGACAGAAGAUUCGAUCCAAAUUUUAGAUUCAAGAAACGUAUCCUAUCGCAGAUACUUGGUGAAAUGGCAUGUAAUGGCCUCCAUUUUGGCAUUUUAUCAAAUUAUAGCAAUACAUAUUUUCUCAAGCGAGAAGAAACAAAUCCAACCACCCUUUAUAUUUCCCGUGUUGUUCAACCCACUGAUACUAAUCCGACUUUACGCGAAUGCGUUUAUUAUAUUAGCCAACUUGCCAUUAAUGAUAAUGUUGGUAGUAGAUUGGAACGUGUAGAGCUUGACAGUUGUCCAUCUAAUGUUGAUGAUGGUGAUUAUUAUGCUGGUUUGGGGAAGAGGAAGAAAACCUCAAAGAGCAGUGGUAAACCAAUCACAAGUCCAUCCAAGGGAAUUGCUACCAUAGAUAAGUACAUAGGUGGCGGAUCAUUUGGAAAAGUUUUUUCUGGAUAUUAUGAUAAUCAAGAUGUAGCAUGGAAGACUUGUGAUGCGAAUAAGAAACAAGAGGAGAUGAAAACACUAAAGCACGAAGCUCACAUAUAUUCUAUUUUGAAAGAAUGCCAAGGUCAUGAUAUUCCACGUUUGUUCUACAAUGGUUACAUUUAUGACGGAUAUCUUUUUGCGUUAGCGUUGCAGUUAAUUGAGGACGCUCGUCAUGUUGAUCCGGAUAGACUCAUUAAAGAGGAAAAAAAGUUAAUAUUCAAUCAGCUAAAGUCAAUACAUAAUUGUGGCGUUCUACACAAUGAUAUUUCAGAGAAAAAUAUUUUAUAUGAACCAAAGAGUCGCCAUUAUUUUUUUAUUGAUUUUGGAUUGAGUGAGGUCGUGGGUAGUGAGUCGCCAAAAUUGCGCCAGGAAGAAAGAAGAUUAAAAAAAUUUUUAAACUUUAAAUAUUUGGACGCAUAG